Molecule: messenger RNA, 432 nt
Organism: Camellia sinensis
Lineage: Eukaryota; Viridiplantae; Streptophyta; Magnoliopsida; Ericales; Theaceae
Source: RefSeq, a predicted model, not a curated record
ACUUCUGUUGAUAUUAACCAUCGAAGAUGUUUGGGAGAGCACCUAAGAAGAGCGACAACACAAAGUACUAUGAAAUUCUUGGGGUUUCGAAGAACGCUUCACAGGAUGAUCUGAAGAAGGCCUAUCGUAAAGCCGCCAUCAAAAACCACCCUGAUAAGGGUGGUGAUCCUGAAAAGUUUAAAGAGCUGGCGCAAGCUUAUGAGGUUUUGAGUGACCCAGAGAAGCGUGAAAUUUAUGACCAGUAUGGUGAGGAUGCUCUCAAGGAAGGAAUGGGUGGUGGAGGAGGUGGUCUCGUAGCCAGCAUGGCACGUGUCGCAGUAAACCUUACCCUCCAGGAUGAGCGGGUUCGCCGCAUGCCGAGCGGCACUAACGAGCGUCGGGAGCACACAGAGCGCCAGCAGCAACACCAUUCUUGCCAUUGUUAGAGAGGGA